AUGACUGCCCAGGCCAAGGGGCUCGAGCACUGGAACAACCAAGGUCUGGCCAGAGCUUCUGCUCCCGCCGGUGUGGCUCUGCAGUGGGACUUGAAUCCCUCCUGCCCGUCUGUCGAACCUUGGAGUGCACCCUGGGUGACCCUGCUACCUGGAACAAUGCGGCUGGUCUGCAUGUUCUCGUCCAUCUUGCUGUUUGGAGCUGCAGGCCUCCUCCUCUUCAUCAGCCUACAGGACCCCACAGAGCUCGACCCCCAACAGGUGCCAGGAAUAAAGUUCAACAUCAGGCCACAGCAGCCCCACAAGGACCUCCAACCAGAUGGUUCCCAGGAUGGCGUCGUGAAGGUACCCACAGAUAGAGUCACACGGGAUUUGUCCAGCCGGGCCCCGAGGGACCUCAAACUGCACGUGCCUGACCAGCCUCGAUUCCAUCCAAAGACUGGGACCCGUUUACGACUCCGUCAGCGACGGCGGCGGCUGCUCAUCAAAAAGAUGCCCUCUGCAGUGGCCGUCGUGGCCAACGGCUCGUCCGAGACCUUUGUCCCCCCACCCCAGACCCAGGACAGCCACUGGGACAGCCUGCAGCAGAGUCAGCAGGAGCGCAAGCGGGUGAUGCGGGAGGCCUGGGAGGACCGCCACCGCGUGCUCUACUGCGAGGUGCCCAAGGCGGGCUGCUCCAACUGGAAGCGGGUGCUCAUGGUGCUGGCCGGGCUGGCGUCGUCCACGGCGGACAUACAGCACAACACGGUCCACUACGGCAGCGCCCUCAAGCGGCUGGACACCUUCGACCGCCAGGGCAUCCUGCACCGCCUGGGCACCUACACCAAGAUGCUCUUCGUGCGCGAGCCCUUCGAGAGGCUGGUCUCGGCUUUCCGUGACAAGUUCGAGCACCCGAACAGCUACUACCACCCCGUCUUUGGUAAGGCCAUCCUGGCCCGGUACCGGGCGAACGCCUCGCGGGAGGCGCUGCGGACGGGCUCCGGCGUGCGCUUCCCCGAGUUCGUCCAGUACCUGCUGGACGUGCACCGGCCCGUGGGCAUGGACAUCCACUGGGACCACGUCAGCCGGCUGUGCAGCCCCUGCCUCAUCGACUAUGACUUUGUGGGCAAGUUCGAGAGCGUGGAGGACGACGCCAACUUCUUCCUGAGCCUCAUCCGAGCGCCGCGCAACCUGACCUUCCCGCGAUUCAAGGACCGGCACUCACAGGAGGCGCGUACGACCUCGAGGAUCACCCACCAGUACUUCGCGCAGCUCUCGGCCCUGCAGCGGCAACGCACCUACGACUUCUACUACAUGGACUACCUGAUGUUCAACUACUCCAAGCCCUUCGCAGACCUGUACUGAGCGAGGGGCGGGGCUUGCUGGGGAGGACGCCCCGCCCCACCCCGCCCCGCGCGCCUGCGCAGGACCAUCUUUCCCGCUAGUGCUGCAGCCCAGAGCCGUAGCUGGCUCUGGGAGGGGAACAGGGACCUUGGAUGGGGACCCCGGCCUUGUCCCAUACCCACUUCCUCAUUCCUUGGCCGAGGGAGGUAUGAGGACUCCGUUGCCCCGGGAGCUCGGCUAAGAGCUGCGAUGACCAGGGAAGCCUGAGGCCCCAGGGACAAGGGCCCCAGCUGUCAGGGAGGUCGUGCAGUCCCUUAGCCUUUGCCUUGUACAAACCACGCGGUUUGCAGUUUUUCUAUGACGUUGGGGAGGUUCUGAAUAAAGCACUUGGUUU
Fukomys damarensis (Damara mole-rat) is the source of this 1714-nucleotide messenger RNA. It is a transcript of the gene Chst8, whose product is annotated as carbohydrate sulfotransferase 8. Gene Ontology annotation, biological process: proteoglycan biosynthetic process; carbohydrate biosynthetic process. Lineage: Eukaryota; Metazoa; Chordata; Mammalia; Rodentia; Bathyergidae. The record is from RefSeq and is a predicted model, not a curated record. Gene Ontology annotation, cellular component: membrane. Gene Ontology annotation, molecular function: sulfotransferase activity.